AUGUCCUUCCACGGAAACAGUCAGCGGCGUUAUGGCCAUGUACCCCCGGCACAAUAUGGAUCACCAGGAGCGCAAGACCAGAAUCUGGCGAAUCUCGGUUUGCAUAGGCGGCCAAGUUUUGACAAUGGUGACGAUGCCGCGUUCUUCGACCCGAGCAAUAAUAGCAGGUAUCAGGGUGUUGUCCCCCCUCCAGUGCCUGCGAAGACCCCAAACCCGUCAAACGAGGAGCUAUUUAUGAGAAGUCCUACUGCGGCUUCACCGGGUCGUUCCUCCUUUGGAAAUACCAGUCCGGCGAUGUCAGGAUAUCAGCAUCAGUAUCAGCCUUUCCCCGCUGGGCCUCAAUCGCCAUCAUUGUCGCAACCCUCCUACAAUCCACAGCACUUUGCCCGCACACAGUCCCAAUCGCAGGCUCCCCAAUACCGUCCGGAUCCCAGUCCUAGCUUCAAUACCUCUGCAUUUCCAGGUGUCCAACCGUACAAUCCUGCAAAUUACCAGACUUCUCAGCCUCCGCCUGUUCCAGCGCGUCAGAGUACGGUUUCGGGCUAUACCACUUACCCCAAUCCCUCAUAUGCGACAGCAUCCACACCACUUACAGCCCAAACUUCUACACAGUGGAUUCCACAGCAACAAUAUGGCCCUCCGGUCCCUGCACGCUCUUCUACGCAUGCUAUGUAUGAUCAACCCCUGACUAGUCCGACAUACACACCGUCAAGUUCAGUCCCCCUUCGACCUCGGCAGAGCUUCUAUAACGCGCCGCAAUCUACUGCUCCCUACCCAACGAAUGGUGACAAUUAUCCUCAGGAUAAUCAUGCAACUCCAAUCGCUACGCAGGCUCCGUACCCGAACUACACUGGUUAUGCGCCACGGCUGGUAUCACAGUCCUAUCCAGACGCCGCAAACCAGCAUGCCUUCUCAAAUCGUUCAAAACGAGCCUCGACGCAACCAAGCCAGCCGACCCCACCUCCAAUUCCCAUGCCUACUGGUCCUAACUCAGCUGGACCAGACGGCCCGAGACUCCAGAGACACCCGACCCUUCGGCCAUUACCCAGUGCCCCGGUAGAUGACGAUGACACCGAAGAUGAAGACGAUUGGGGACUCCCGAGGCAUGGCCAAGUGGUGGAAACUAUGACACAGGAGCAACUUUUCGCGGAUAUUGGCGAUGCCCUGUCUGGGGCCUCCCCGAGGCAUAGCCAGAGGAACGGGGAUCUUCUAGAUAGAGAACCUGGAGCCCUGCAUCGAUUUGAUUCAAGAGCCACUACAGCUGGCCCUGGAACUGGCAUUGAUCGAUUCUCGUCUACCUCCUCUACAUUGCAUUCAAACCAUCUCGCGCCGACAGAUGAUUAUGAUGAUGAUGACGAGAGUGAUAUAGAGGCUGCGGCUGGCCUAGAAGCCAUGCGAAUUGCCGAAGAACAAGAUGCACAAGAAGCACAACGAGGGGGAACCAGAGCUCUAAGUUUCAGCAGCUACGAAAACCAGCAAUCUCCAGGUCGACAACUAUCACAGGACGAAAGUAGUAGUGAUGAUGACUACAAGAACAUGGACUUAGGGCUCGUUGGCGGUGGUUACGAUGCUCAUAUGUCUUAUGGUGAGGAUCUAAGUGCCACGCAUACUGGCCAUAGUAGUGAAUUGGAGGACCAGAGCAGGCCCCUGCCUACUCCGCAUGAGCUAGGGAGAUCUGAUAGCUACAGUCACAGUCCUGCCCCCGGUCUUGGGGGAAUGAUGGAUUAUUCUCAUCCCGGCGAGGGAGCCGGCCAUCCCUUUCCAGCUUUCGAAGACGCAAGGGUCGACACCUUCGGAACUGGUGGGCUACAAAGACCAACUUCACACUCCCACCGACUUAGUUUUGAUGAAGGAGACGAGCAGUCUUUGCAAGCCCGGAUCUCCGAAUCGAGACAAAGUGAAAGAUCUGGGAGUGAAAGCCCUUCCCGAGAUGAUAUGCCUGAGUUAUUCUAUCAUCCCGGUAUGGGUACAUCCCCAUACAAUCUGAACCGGCCACUCCCCGCUGUUCCUCCGAUGUCAGAAAACAUGAUCCCUCAACUAUUGCCCGCUGGUUCGUAUAGGAACCAUCAGUAUUCCAAUUCGUAUGGGUCAACUGAAAUUGCUCGCCCACCAUAUGUUCCUAACAAUCCUGAUGGGUACCCUUCGCAAGAAAUUCUUAACGCCGGUGGCCAAUAUGUUCCUAGGUCGACCUCCCUGAUAAGCCAUAGUAGCACGCCGCAAACUGUGCCUCCAGUCAGAUCAAAGACUGAUGCAGAAGAGCGCGCACGUGCCCUGAAGGCUGCUGGCGCCAAGCAAAUGGGUCUCCGUUCUAGCUCUGGCAUAGAUGGUUACGAUUUGGCCUCGGCAACUCCGCAGUCAACAGUCGCGCUUGAUCUCCCUGCACUUCCAGCCGGAAGACGAAAGAAGUUCUCACCGUCAAGAUUGUCGUCUGCAGAUUUUAGAAAAUGUCAGGAACCCUGGGCUUUGAGCGGGCUCGCGGGGUGGAUCCGAGAGAUGGCUGGCGGAGAGACUGGUGAAGGAGAAUCGGAUCUCAGGCAAAAGACAAUUGAGGAUGGACUCGUAGCUCUCUUCACCCACAAAGUCCCUACUAUGAACACAGCUGAUGCAGAAACACUGAGUCAAAAGGUCGUCAAGUCAAUGCUUGAUGCUGGUAUCCUCUUGCCUGAAGAAGAAUGGGUCAAGUUCGGUCAUGGUAAAGUUGCUGGGGUCCUGUGGCAAUUGACUGGGUCUGGUUGCUAUGCACCUAAGCUUCACGAGCCGGAGAUCCAUGGCCGAUGUUAUUCGCAUCACUGCGGCAGAACAUUGAAGAAGAUCAAUCUUCAAAAGCGAAAUCUUGAGCCAUCGCGCAAAUCCGAGGAUUGGGUCACCUUCUUCAAAGUUACGAAAGAGCAACUUGAGGGUGCGAACAAAAAGGAGAUCCAGCGCCAGAACAAUCUGCACGAGAUUGUCAUGUCUGAGGAUACAUACAUGGACCAAAUCAAUGUCCUGCGAGUAUUAUACAGAGACGAGCUGUCGACGUGGCAACCACCCAUCAUUGCCAAAUCGAAGAUUUCAAAAUUCAUCACAUCCGUUUUUGGUAAAAUUGAAGCUAUCAAGGAGGUCAAUGAGAACUAUCUCCUGGCGCAGCUGAAAUAUCGACAGAAGGAACAAGGCCCCUGGAUCAUAGGCUUCAGCGAUAUCUUCCGAGAGUGGAUUCGAAAGGCCAGAACUGCGUACAUUGAAUAUGCCGCUGGGUUCCCAUAUGCUACAUAUUUGGUACGACGUGAGGCGGACAGGAACCUUCUAUUCCGACAAUUUCUAGACCAAGCUCGAGACAAUAAGCUUUCUGGCCGCCUUGAUUGGAACACCUACCUCAAGGCACCCAUUACUCGAUUACAGCGAUACACACUUCUACUCAACACUGUUCUACACAACAUGACGCAGGAUACUGAAGAGAAGGCGAACCUUUCGACUGCCAUAGAAGAAAUUAAGGCAGUCACGCUUGAAUGUGAUGCGAAGGUGGAUGAACAAUCGAAAAAGGUCGAGAUGAUCGAGUUGCAAGCCAAACUGUUCCUCCGGCCAGGAAUGGAACGGGUAGAAUUGAACCUCGAUCAUCUAGGUCGAGAGCUUCUCUUCCAGGGUGAUCUUCAACGUGCUGGUGCCAAUCGCUUCACCUGGCUAGAGACACAUGCCAUCCUCUUUGAUCAUUAUCUCGUACUCGCCAAGACUGUCGUUCAACGAGAUGCCGGUGGUGGGCGGAAGAAAGAGGUUUACGAUGUAUCGAAGCUUCCUAUCCCAAUGCAGCUCUUGGUCCUUGAGAGUACCAAUGAUGACCCAGUCGUCAAAUCCUCUGUGAAAGGGAUCGGUGCUGUCACAACUGUUACCAAACCCGCGCCAAGCUCUGCUGUGGAGACAAGAAUCCCACGAACUGCGAUGAACAGUAUUGAGAAAACGAAUGCCUUAGAACAUACCAGCUCAAGCAACUCUACAGCAACAGUAGCGUCGGUGACAAGGCUCAAUCCAUCAAGCUCGAACGACGAUACCAGGUCAAUGUACCCUUUCCGAAUCAAACACCUCGGGAAGACCGAAGUAUAUACUCUUUACGCGCCAUCUGCACAAAACCGACAAGAUUGGUGCGACAAAAUAUUGGAAGCCAAAACUCGCCAUGCAGCAUCUUUGUUUGAGCAGAAUGCUGAGCCAUUCCGGUUACGAGUCAUGGCUGACAGCGCCUUUGCUUAUGAUGUGAUGACAGCUGGAACGCAAAAGAGCGUAGUUUCUGUGAAAGGGACACCAUUGGAUAGAGCGAUCCGAGAGAUGGAAGCCACAUAUGGAACAGGGCCAAGGCCAGGGCCAGUAUGCAGGGCUCAAGUUAACUGUGCUACAGCGUUCAACUGCCACGGAAAGCAGAUGGUUGCGAUCGGGACGGAUUACGGUGUCUAUAUUUCGGAGGCGUCAAAUCCUCGAGGCUGGACAAGAGCGAUCCAAAUUGCUCGGGUGACUCAAAUAGCAGUCCUGGAAGAAUUCUCUCUCUGCCUUAUCAUCGCCGACAAAGCCUUAAUAGCAUAUCACCUCGAUGUAAUCGUACCAACGACCAGUUUCCCAGGCCCACAACACGAUUCUGCUCGGCGGGCACCUCAGAAGCUCUCCGGCACUCGUGAUGUAUCCUUCUUUGCGACUGCCCGCAUGAAAGACCGGACUUUGGUAUUCUACAAGAAGCGUGAAGGGCUGCAUUCCACCUUCAAAGUUCUGGAACCCGUGUUCCAGAAAUCCACGGAGAAAAAGUCUCGACUCUUCGGCAGGAAGUUCGGUGGUGGGACAACGGAAUUCUUUAGAGAAUUCGAUGAAUUUUACAUCCCGACUGAAUGCUUCACAAUCAAUCUCUUCCAUACUUAUAUUGCUAUAAGUACACUGAAGGGUUUUGAGCUCAUGACAUUGGAUAAGAAGGUCCCAAUGAGUAUCCCGGAUUUGAAGAACCCUACCAUCAGCAAUAUUGCAAACAGGAUUGCGAGCCAGAAGCCUCUUGGCAUGUUUAGGCUAUCAGAUGCGGAAUUUUUGCUAUGUUACGAAGAAUGCGGUGUCUAUGUUGACAAGCACGGCGAUGUAUCAAGGUCGGUCAUCAUGGAGUUCGUGGGCAAGGCAAAACACGCCGGUAUGUACGGGGCGUACCUCCUCCUAUUCGACAGUGAUUUCGUCGAGAUUAGAAAUGCCGAGAAUGGCAGACUGCGACAAGUCAUUGCGGGCAGAGAUGUGCGGUGUUUAGAUUACGGGGUCAAUCCGCUUGGAGCGGGUAAUGCCAGUAGUCAUAUGAAUUCACCAGGUUGUGAUAACGGAGCGGAGCGGAGGACCUUGAAACUGGCGAUGGCUCAUCCGGAAAUAGCGGGGAAUCAAAUAGUGCUGGAAGUGGUCCUCAACGAGGGACAUUCGGAAUGA
Molecule: messenger RNA, 5409 nt
Organism: Amorphotheca resinae ATCC 22711
Lineage: Eukaryota; Fungi; Ascomycota; Leotiomycetes; Helotiales; Amorphothecaceae
Exons: 3
Coding region: 1-5409 (1802 amino acids)
Molecular function (GO): guanyl-nucleotide exchange factor activity
Source: RefSeq, a predicted model, not a curated record